ACGUGAUGUAGAAGUGUGUUUUCUGCUUUACCCCGACUAUGUACAUGUAGGUGUGAAGAGUACAUCAGUAGCUAGCGCAGCAUCAGCAUCCAGCAUGGCAGCCACCUCAUCAUCCCGAGGUACCAAGCGAUCCUAUGAGGAGAGCGCUGAGUUUGAUGAUUUCAGCUCCACAGCGCCAGCAGGAAUGCCAAGUUCAGGUGACAUGCAGUCAGUAUUGAACUCAUUUGGAUCGGAUAUCUCCAAGACAAUGGACCUGAAGCGCAAGCGCCUGGAAGCAUUCUCACAAGCCUCCAUCAAGUGUAGCAAUCGCAAAGUUGAGGAGAUCUGGAAAAUCCACCAAGAGGAAAGAGGUAAACUUCAAGAUCAGUACAUCAAACAGCUGAACACACUUGUCACGCAGUGGGAAGGUGAUAUGCAGAAAACAAAAGAGAGCGACGAGAAACUGCAGAAUCUUCUACGGCAACAGCAGAAACUAUUCCAGCAACAACGUGUCACACAGCAACAGAAACUGAUGUCCAUCAAGCAGCUGGCUGAGCAGUUUACAAAGAGCACGGAGAAACUAGACACUUGCCAUCAACAGCAGCAAGUUGCAAUGCAGGCUGACCUACGCAAGGAAAUGGCAUUGCUACAGAAGAAGAUGCUGAUGGACUCGCAAAACCAAGAGAUCUCCCAGGUCAGAAAAACGCUACAGACGAUGUUAGCUCAAGUCUAAAAGGAGGGGCGAUGAGUAUUGAGAGAUACUCCUGCCGGCACAAGUCACAAUGUUACGAUUUCUUCGACAGUCACGACUGCAUGUUCUCUUCUCUACAUUAUCCUGUUUCUAGUAAUGUCUGUCCAUGCAAACCUCAUAGCCUGGACACGGAUAAACCUCAUUGCCUGGACACGGAUAGCUUAUGUGACAUACAGUACACUGCUGCACACACACACACACACACACACACACACACACACACACACACACACACACACACACACACACACGCCAUAUCUCUGAGUCUAGGCAACAGAGUGGUGUAUUCGCACGUAUAACAGUCAGUGACACUGUGAUUGUGUUAGGAUAUCGCAUACUUCUCACGGUCAUCAUGGAUUCAGUUGCAACCAACUCUCCCCCCCCCCCCCCCCCCGCCCACACACAUGCCUCCUUCUUUCGUUCUUUUUACGAAUUGGGUGUUUGGUUUUCAAGUAUAAACAAACACACACACACACACACACACACACAUUCAUGUACACCAUGCCUCAGCACCAUAAUUAUUGCUUAAAAAAAACAAUGAUAAUUAUCAUGUCAAUAUAUUAUCCUCCAGAGCAUUCUACCAAGAGUACUCUUGAUUCUACAGUAUCUUGUUCUCCCCACACAGGUAGCCAGGGGUUGAACACACACCCAGAUUAUCUCCAGAUACGCAAUAACAACCGACAAACUAUGCUACACGCCGAGUGAUAUCUUGAAGACUUGUGGAGCACAUUCAUUUCACAGAUAUAAUAAUAACCAGACUGCAGUAGUUGCAGUAGCACACAAUUAUUGUCAACGUGUUUAGAAAAUAUCUUCAUAUUAUGUAUACAC
Messenger RNA from Sycon ciliatum, 1558 nucleotides. Its product is annotated as synaptonemal complex protein 3-like. The coding region runs from base 95 to 712 and encodes 205 amino acids. The transcript has 7 exons. Lineage: Eukaryota; Metazoa; Porifera; Calcarea; Leucosolenida; Sycettidae. Gene Ontology annotation, biological process: meiotic cell cycle; spermatid development. Gene Ontology annotation, cellular component: synaptonemal complex. The record is from RefSeq and is a predicted model, not a curated record.